This is a messenger RNA of Sebastes umbrosus (honeycomb rockfish), 3232 nucleotides long. Its product is annotated as protein-lysine 6-oxidase-like. NCBI's taxonomy places the organism in Eukaryota, Metazoa, Chordata, Actinopteri, Perciformes, Sebastidae. The coding region runs from base 87 to 1301 and encodes 404 amino acids. The record is from RefSeq and is a predicted model, not a curated record. Gene Ontology annotation, biological process: peptidyl-lysine oxidation. The transcript has 8 exons. Gene Ontology annotation, molecular function: copper ion binding; protein-lysine 6-oxidase activity.
AGCUCCUCAGAUCCUGAUCCAGGUCCAGAGUGUUCAGGGUGAAGAAGUGAAGAAGAGGAAGAGGACAUUAGAUAUCAGUAGUAAUAAUGAAGGAGUUCUCCUCUGACGUCUUGCUUCUCUCUUUUGCUCAUUUAAGUUUCCUGUGUAGUUUUCUGGACGGGUCUCGCGCUCAGGAGGCUGCCGGUGCCGGUACCGGUCCAGGUGCCGGUGGUGAUGACGCGCUCCAGCGGGGGUUGUCAUGGCAACAUAACGGGCAGGUCUUCAGCAUCCUGAGCCGCGGCUCUCAGUACCGGCCGUCAGGAGGCAGGAGGCGGACCGGUACCGGGUCUCCCCGCCGCGGUGACCCGGUGGUGGUCCUCAGCAGCGGUACCGAGCCGGGCCCGGUCCCCGCCGCGUCCCGGUUCUCCCCGCGGGUCCCCGUCUCCAGCGGCGCUGCGCAGUUACGCACGGUGACGCGUCAUCAUCCCGGUGGCACCGGAGACUCUGGACCGGUCCGACCGGAGGGCAGGAUGGUCGGAGACUCUGGACCGGUCCGACCGGAGGACAGGAUGGUCGGAGACGACCCGUACAACCCGUACAAGGCCUCCAACUAUUACCCCUAUUACAACUACUACAACUCCUACUACAGACCCAGACCCAGAACCCAGGCCCGGCACGGGUACGGAACCGGCUACCACCAGCACGGUCUCCCUGAUCUGGUUCCUGAUCCAAACUACAUCCAGGUCGGCACCUACAUCCAGAGGAUGCCCAUGUACAACCUCCGCUGUGCUGCUGAGGAGAACUGCCUCGCCUCCUCCUCCAGCUCCUCCCAUGACUAUGACACCAGGGUGUUGUUGAGGUUUCCUCAGCGGGUGAAGAACCAGGGAACAGCUGACUUCCUGCCCAGUAAACCUCGAUAUGCGUGGGAGUGGCACAGCUGUCACAAUCACUUCCACAGCAUGGACGAGUUCAGCCUGUACGAGCUGCUGGACGUCCAGACUGAGAGACAGGUCGCUGAGGGACACAAGGCCAGCUUCUGUCUGGAGGACACCUCCUGUGACCCGGGAUACUACCGCCGCUUCGCCUGCACCUCACACACUCAGGGUUUGAGUCCAGGUUGUUACGACACCUACAACGCGGACAUUGACUGCCAGUGGAUCGACAUCACUGACGUCUCUCCUGGAAAAUACAUCCUCAAGGUGUCAGUAAACCCCCGGCAGCAGGUUCCAGAGUCCAACUACAACAACAACGUAGUCCGCUGUGACGUCCAGUACACCGGCACCGCCGCACACGUCUCCGGAUGCACCACGACGUCCUACUGAGAUGAAUUCUGCAACAUGAGCUUGAAAACGAAGACAGACGGAGGAAACAGUGGACGCUGCAGAAGAAUGCAGUUUAAAGUUACAUGUGACGUAAAUAAUAAUACAGUUAUAACCAGAUUAAAUAAAAAAGGGAUCAUUAAAAGUCUCAUAAAACACCUGAACCAGGUUGUUUUGUUCCAAAUUAAACCUGAAUAGCUUUUUCAAAUUACAGAGGUAUUUACGUUUGUGAGUAUCCAGGAUUAAAUACAAGUACAAGUAAAGUUAGAGGUUAUGGAUUAGGAUGCACCACUUAUUUGUAAAUCCAUCACUAUGUUGUAAAGUCCUGUCAAAGAUCUGAAUAGCUGCUAACUAGUUUAAAAUUAGUGAUUUACUACAUCAGUUGCACCAUUAAAACUUAAGAAAUGUCUUAUCAAAAGCAAACUAUAUAACCGUAACAUCACCAGCUGUAACUUAACUUCCAAAAAUAACAGUUUUAUGGGGCCAAACAUUAAACUCACCAGCCAGUCCUUUUGUUAAUGUCUUUGCUUUAUUUAUAUCUGUACAUGUGGAGACAUGUGUGUGUUUCAGAGUUAGUAGCAUUCAUGAAGUUUAAAAUUAACCUUACAGACAAAGUUAGUCACAUCAUCUGCAUAACGUUUAAUAAUUUGGAGACUGUAUUGUUUUGUAGAAUGUACCUGUUUAUGUAUAAUAAUAAUAAUAAUAAUAAUAAAAAACAGCAUUUGGAUCAAGUGUGAGGUCAGACGUGUCCAUAUUACUUCUGAUUCUCUAAACAGGUCAUGCUGUAUGUUAGCAGCAGUGUUGUCAGAUGUUAAACUAUUGUACCAAAGGUUUGAAAAUUAUCGUAUUUUGAGAAAAAUCAUUGUGCGCGAGUCAUAACUACAAGAACAAAGGAGCAUAAAUGUGUAAUUUUAAUUUAAUUUAAUUCAAAUUAUCGUAGAUUAUUAGUCUGUUAAGAUAGUUAGUUAGUGAGCUACGCAACAAUUACACCUGACAGCUACAUAUAGGAGUAAAUAUAAUAACUAGUAAUAAGAACAACUGAUAGAAGUUUGUUUGAUGCAAUAUCUGUUAUGAUUUACUGAUGUGUAAACCUACACUUUACUUACUUUAUAACUAAACUGAGACUAAGAUUGAGUUUACAAACAGGUGGUGCAACUUUCUACUUUUUACUGGUUUACCUGUGUUUUUUGUUUUGGAAACCGUCUGGGUUUAUUUCAUGUUUCAAGAUGAAUCUGUUAGUUAUAAAGGUUUUAUAAUAUAGUUUUCAUUCAGUUUUCUCACAGUCAGGAGAUGUGAUGUUGACAUUUGUUUUUUUGAGAUCACAAAAUAUCUAUUCUAAUGCCCCCCCAAAAAAAACUAUUUAAUUUAACGCACCGUGAGAAAACAGUUCUUAUUUUCUGAUCUUAAUCUCCACUACAUGAUCAUUUUCUGGUCACACACAGAGACACUUACUUGUCCUUCCUGGGCUUCCGUAGACUUCUUAUUAUAUACAAUAUUUGAUCAAUCAAUGUCAGUAAAACUGACAUUUUACUAAUAUUUAAUGUUAAUUUAGACUGUAGAAAUUUCAGUUUCUGGGACAUUUUUCAGACAUAAAUUGAUCACUUCCUGUAAGGUUUUAUUAUUUCACUAACUGUUCUUUAUUGGUGCUGUAGAGUAGAGCUUUCAUUUUUGGUGCUAAAGGUGCUAAAGUUUUCACUUUUUGCCAUUUUGUGUUCCCAAAUUUAACCAAAAAUACUCACCAGGGGGACACAGUCAGACUUCCAAACUAAUGUGUGCCUUUCUGUUGGUGGACAGAGUGUGUAUACAGAGUACACAGUGUGUGUACUUGUACUCGACAACCUGCAGAGCUGUAUAUAGGCGAGCUCACAUCUCAUCAUGUUAUCAACCUGCAUUACUGCUUCAUAUCACUUUAAUAAAGCUUGCUUGAAUGUGAA